Messenger RNA from Amoebophrya sp. A120, 3928 nucleotides. The record is from the annotation of a GenBank genome assembly. Lineage: Eukaryota; Dinophyceae; Syndiniales; Amoebophryaceae.
AUGGCCGGGGGUAAUAAUUCUGCACCCUCUGAGGAAUCCUUGUCCGGAAUGCAGCACGACGGCGGAGGUGGCACGACAACGUCUAGGUCUUCUACGAUGCCAGUUCUUUCUGGCAGGACGCCCAGCUCUUCCUCGACCUCGAGGGCAGUCGUAGCCUCUACGAAUUUUCGCAACCUCGACGAAGACAUGUUUUGCCCCCGGGUGGUGCAGCAGCAGCUGCCAAACAGGAACGGCAUGACAAAUGACCUGCCAGACGACGAUACCUUCUUCUUCUCCGAAGGCCAGCACCACAUGCCGGACGACGACAACGCAGACAAACCCUGGAUGAACCCGGGCGUCGACAAAAACACGCUAUUCCAAAAAACCGAAAACAUCCUGAUGUUAGAACAGGAAAUCCAAAACACGCAAGACCGGAUCGAUGGGUGUAAGGAUGACGAAGAGGUGAAACGAAGGGAGUUCCAAGUGCACAGACAGCAUUGGGAGGUAUAACAUGAUUUUUUUGGUUCGACUUCGAUGUUCAUCUGCUACUUCUGCCUCUGCAUGAGAAAAACUGGGUGCUAGCUUUCUGUGUAAUGCAUGGCAAAUUUCUGAGGCAAAAAAAAUCAGGAAAUCCGUGCCUACAUUGACCGCCGUCGCCUCGAGCUGGUCGAACCGACCAUCCACGUCCAGUCGCUCGUCAUGAAAGCCUUACCGCAACAGGACCUUGUCAUGAAGGUCGCAAACCGGACACGACACAAGAAACUGAGACGGAUCGAGCAUUUGUUCCGGACCGCGCAUCAAUACGAGGACGCGAGGAAUUUGCUGUUCACGUUGAAAGCGUCAAGCGAGUUGGAGCAGAUGAAGCACUUCAUGGAAAAAUCGAUUUUAGAUCUCCGCGAACGGAUCCGGGUGAAGGAAGAAUUGUUCCGGAAUAUCGACAACUUGGUGGAGUUCAAGAAAAACUUGCAACUGAAACUGAAGCAAAAGUGUCGGGACGUGGCUUGGAGCAAAGUGCGCCAGUGGGGUAUCGCGGACGACGUGAUCAUGCGGAAGGCGUGGCAGACGUGGGACGACCAAGUGCCGUUGUUACAGGUGGAGAAGGCGACGAUCGAACCGCAGAGGAAGUACUAGAUUAUCUGUGCCACGUGGUUGAUGAUGCUUUUCCUUUUGUCAUGCAUAAGUAGGCAUGCAGCAGGAUUCUCGGAAGCCAUUUUUGCAUGAGAAAUUCAAGAGCUUUCCUAUCUCUAUCCAGGUACGACCAACUCCUGGCUGAGUUCACCGACAAGCUCCGGGAAAUCGCGGAAUUGGAGGAACUAUGCAUUGCAAAUAUGUCUGGGUCUGGACGAGUGCGUAGCUUGUUAUGCUUGUCUGGCAUGACUGAAGAGUUUGUGUUGCGUGUCCAAGAAGAGACCGUCUUGCUUCUCAUGCAGAGCCGCAGCUUGUCGUGCGAAAAGCGCAACACUAAGCCGUGCAAAUACUUCAUUCUCAUGAUUGGCUUUGCAUUACUGAGCAUUCACCAUUCCUAACCCAGCAUUACAACAAGUUUCCAGACCCAGAGGUGUUUGCAUUUGAUAGGAACAAAGAAAGUCCAUCGAGGGAGAUCGCGACGAAGCGUUGGUGAAGCUCCAAGAGGCGUGCGACCGGAUCACGCAGAGGGAAAAGGAGCACGAUGAGUACGUCGCCGAAGAGUACCGGAAGCACAACGAAUAUUUGGCGACGGUGGUAUCGAAAGGAAAAAUCCCCCCUCCCCCUAUCGAAAACGAAAUUUGUGAUGCUGUAUUUGAGGUCACAAAUCGGCUUGUCAUGCUAGAAGGCCAAAGCCGCAGUCGUGGCCUCGUUUGCAAGCCAUUUGUCAUGCUGUUUCCCACUCUCAGCUGCCUCCUAUCAUGCUGAAGAUGCAAGGCUUCCCCACGCCACCCAGCACUACAGUCCGCAUCUUUCCCCGUGUAGCAUGACAAAGCUGAUUUGUGACAACAAAUCUGCAUCACAGAUUUCCGUUUUGAUAUGGGGAGGGGGAAUUUUUCCUUUUGAUAGGUGGAUGCGGAGAACCAGGAGAAACUGGACAAGUUGAACAAGGUACGACAGUGCACAGAACCUCCUCCCCCUCAUUUGUAAUGCAAAAUCCCAAAUCUAAGUGCAGUGCUGCUUUGCGGCACCGUUUGCAUGACAGAUUCUGGAAGGAGCCUAAACUUUCAGUACUACACUACGCGCGUGAAGAACGUGUCAUGCGCAGGCUCCAUGUGCGCUGGUGUUUCCAUUGCUGAUCAUGCAAAAAAAGUGAGGAGGGGGAGUCGUGCACUCUCAUACAAGGAAAAGGGAGAUGAAAUGACGCACAUCCGGAACCAGCUCCAGAACAAACAAGAAGAGCUGGAGAGAUUGCUGAAGGAAUUAGAGAAACAGAAUGAAGGUAUAUUAAUUGUGUCGAUGGAUUUUUUAUGAGUGUGUCAUGCGUGUAUCGGCAACGCAAUGGAAAACUGUCAUGCAAUUUGUCCAUGACAAAGAAAAACACUUGAGGUCAACAAAACCUGAUCCGCCGGGUCGUGCCGCAGAACAAGGGUGUCCGGUGCAUGGGCUGUACAAAGCAGAUGCUAUUCCGGGAGUGUGUGGUAAUUAACGGCGAACACGAUUUCCCAGAAUUCGAUAUCCACAGUAAAUUUCCCGUACACGUACAAAUGCAGCGGUCUCUGCAUGACAAAACUUGGCUUCGAUCCUAGUUUAGCAUGACAAGUUUUACCCUCCAAAUUGGUGAAGUUUGUGGUGCGUCCUGGACAUGUACGGGAAAUUUGUAUUGCAUAUUCGAGAAUUUGAAGCAGCGGACCAUCGAGGCGGUCAAGGAGGGUUCCCCAACCCCAAAAACCGCAUUGCACAUCCUCGAGCAAGACAGUCCGUUAGCGCGGUAUGCAAUACAAAUUUCCCGCACAUGUGCAAAAUGCAUCACAAAUUUUGCCGACUCAGAGCAUACCACUUGUGAUGCUAAACAGAAUUGAAGGGAAGCUUUGUCAUGCAGAAACUGCAUUUGUAUGUGUCUGGAAAUUUACUGUGGAUACGCGAAAGAAGGACACCAUGGGGCAUUCCGUGACAUCGAGUAACGGGUUAUUGACCCGGGAUCCGAGAUUGGGGAAGGAUUGGGGCAGCACGGACAAGUACACGAAUUCCGUGCAGAUUUCCGCGCGGGACGGAAGUUUGCUGAAAAGACCGGCGACGAGCGAGUCCGCGAGUGCUUCGGGAAAUAAACUCACCGGUAUAGCGGAUGGAGCCGAUAACUCUCGGCCGAGAACAAGCUCCUCCGUCGGGUUUGUGGAUGAAGAUGAGCAACUGAAAAUCAAGUUAAGGAAAGUGGAAUCUUUCCUCGAAGCGCAGAGACGGCGGGAAACCGAGCAGGCGGAUAACGCGAGACGGCAGUUGCGGGGGCGGAAGAGGGAACAGAUACCGGGGGCGAGUCCCGGCGGAAACGAGAGCAGUGGGGGAGAAGGAGGCGGAAUUGAUAUGGUCGAGCAAAUGCGGAAGGAUGUCAGGGAAUUUAGGAAGAAAUUCAGUAUUCGGUAUUGGAAGUAGUAAGAACUAGGCUAAUAGACAGCAGGUCUUGUCGCUUCUCGGCAGAAAUUAGAACUAAAGCAACCACAAAAAUGAACUUUUAUUUGAACCAAUGACCCAAACAGAGACUAAAAGAACCUUUGAACACAGAAACACACUAGAUGGAAAUCGAAGAACCUCCACAGGCAGCCGGAUGGUUUGCAGGAGCCGCGUCUGGUGGUGGAAAUGUAUGAUAUUUGUCGAAAAAGUAUGAUGCUCCAUCUGAGAUUUUUUUUCGUACUAAGAGCUGACUUUGGAAGAUGCAAAACUUGACGAAAUGAACAGAGAAAUUUCUUGCGAUUGCAAGAUGAAGAGGUACUAGAGAAAAACAAAGCGGCAACAACUCAUGACGUUGGUUGCUAGAGCGGAGUUGAUA